AUGAUCAAGAACGUCUCGCGUGAUGACUACCUACUCGCCAGAGGAGCCAAUCCACGAACCGGAAUUGUCACGCCGGGCGUGCACAGUGCUAGCAGCAGCUUCGACGAAACUGCAGAGCUCAAAACAAGAGGCCUAGUGCCACCAGCAAAAUGGCGGCAGCGCGGAGAUCAGUGGAUCAGUCUUGAAUUUGGCCAACCUACGCCUUUACCUACUCCCGCCUCGGAAGCAGGCCAUCCAGAUCCUAGUCUGCGAACACCACCCAGGCUUGCUGCGAGCAGAUAUAACCGCGUUGAUCCGGUUCCCCGUCCACUUAAGAUUGUGCCGCACCACCUUAAGCAGGCGAGACCAAAGGAAGCGCCGACACCGAGGGAGGUCCCAGGCUCCUAUCCUGUAACGCCACCAGCGAACAAUGUCAGAAGCAUUGCAUCAACUAGCAAUAUCCGGGAGAUACCGCGAAAGCCUGUUGGGAGCCCUCUGAAGGAACCCACUACAGAUGAGAAGGGGGACGCUGGCUUACCUGUACCCCCCUUGAUGAAUGAUGGCUACACUCAAGGCAUGAGAUCCUCCUCGGCACCUUCGCCCUGGAAACCUUAUCCAUUCUCUCCUAAUGAUGUUGGCAAGGGCACGCCUUCUCCCGCCUUCGAGCAAUCAGCUUCCGGUUUAACAGCAGUGCUUCAUGCAGAACCGAGCCAUUUUUUAGGCCAGCAGCUGCGGAGCGUCUCCGCAAAGGCAAGCAGCCCGAUGAACAAGUCCACCCAAAACCGAGACAAAGAGCUCCCAUGUCUGCCGACGAACAGUGGCCAAUCCCCGUCACGUCGGCCACUGGAAACCGUGAUCAAUUGCAAAGCAGCGACCAGAGGCCGUACUCCCCUCAACGGGGAUACGCGUCAGGAAGCAAGGGUGCCCUCCAGACCGGAGCAACCACAGUCCAGCCCACACAUGAACAGGGGUCACGAGUUGCAUGGUCCAAGGGCAAUGAACCCAGACUAUCCGUACCUCCGAACUUGGAGACCGUCAGAUCUUCCGGAACUCAAACGACCCAUGAACCGUCCCAACGGCAGCCGAAUCAUGGACGUUCCGAGUUACGACAACCCUCCGCCUCCAGGCAUGAAGCCAAUCGAGCGUAGAACGCCCAACAGCCUAGACCGCCAGAGAAUUCCCAGAUCUGUCCAGCCGCCGGCUCCAAUCAGCUUCGACGACAUUCUCUUUGCUCCCAUCGGCAUCUCCACGAGCACUACCACGAGCACCGCCAUGUCCACCGACACUUCACCAGGAGACCGGUCGCGCGAAAGGAAUAUGUACAAUGCGGCGCCCAUCCCCCAGAAUCCGAGACGACCCGAGCACAAGAUACCUAUGAGCUACAGAGAUCCAAGUCUAUUCAAUCGAGGCAACAUGGGAAUGGCCACGACGGUUUGGUCCGACGAGCUGUUGGAAAUGCGCAUGCCUAUGACUCGCCCGCGGCCCAGAGCCAUGUGCAGACCACAGAUGCCAGAGCGAGCGGAAGCAAUGCCCAGCGUGCCGAGAAUAGCUCCCGCCCAAAUCAGGAACAGGGAGAGGAGCAUGAACCCGGCCCCAUCCCACCAAUGGAGUUCGAUUGGUACGCCCAUAACUUUGCGACCGCAGACAGCCGGCAACACGGACGGUCCCGGACCGACCGUGCUCCAAGACAAAGAGGGACAGGAGCUGCCGCCACCGCCAGCGGAGCACGUUUCGAAGCCACCACAGGUCCCUCCUCACAGCCCAGAAACCAUCACGCUCGCCGCCACAAAGACCGACACUACUUGCCAUAUGGCUCCGCUGGAGCAUGGACUAUUCCGGAAGUGCAGCCGAUGCACCAGCGGGUUCGUGCCAGACCGACAACGCCGAGUAGAUGGGGGUGUUUCGUCAACAGGCACGGCUCAAGAGGCACAUGUUAACCAGCUGCACUCUCUGGACGAGCAUCAACACGGGAACCCUGGGUCUCAGGCUCUAUGCUUCGACAAGAAGAAGGCCGAUGCGCCGUCAGAGCACCCUAACCAUGACAUCGAUCACAACUAUUCUGUAGACAAGCACGUCAGCACCUCGAAAGAAAUGACCAAGCGAAGAGUUUCAAAUGUCUCAAGCACAAGCGCCGGUGAAACAUCAGAUUCCGGCAAUGCACCUCAAUUGCAAAGACUCACGGCUCUCAAACAAGAGGCUGUUCCUAGGAGAGGCUCUCAAAAUCCCUUGGUCGUUGUCGAGAGGAAUGAUAGAGAUCAUUCGAACUGUUGCCCGCAAUGCUGCAGGGAGCAAGACUGUCACGGCGGCUGCGUAGGUCAUCCAAGCCCGUCUGCCACACCAUUGACAGAUACGUGGUCUUCCGAGGGCUAUAUUAGCAGCAGAUCUGGUAGCAUUACUUCACUGGAAGGACAACCGCUUACUCCCCUCUCGGAACGCACCAAAAGGCUCGGAUUUGUCAAAUCAGCAUUCAAGAAAGGGUUCCAGAAAAGUAACAUCACCAGCAAAGAUGCGCAAUCACCCAUUGCGAGCGCCAGAAUCACUCGAGCGGCUGAUAUCGACAUGAUGCCGAGUGAGCUCUGUGGUGGUCGGGUCAGUCCUGGCAAGUUCUGGGGCGAACAAGGCCCAGUGUCUGGCUCCAUCGCUGCUGCGGCCGCUGCAAAGAGUGCUAUAGGAGAGCGGAAAAUCCAGGAUGAUUCUGCGUCAAUGGCGGCUAUGGCAGCGAAAAGCGCAAUAGGGUUGACUCCGCCAACUGAGCCGAAGAAGCCAGCAGUCUUGGUCAAAAAGACCAGGAGCAAAAGCAGUAACAGUAUCAAGACGGUGUCGUCGACGGCAGCUGCGGACGCAACCAUGCGCAAAGUCACACCCAAUGAAGGUCGUCGCGUUGUGAGUCCACCAACGUCCAUCAAGCAGUCAUAUCUCGAGGCUGGCACGAGCCCGCAGUCCCUGCGCCGGACUCCUAGCGUUGCAAGCAGCACAAUGACACUUGAUCCUCAACUUCCCGGUAGCGCUGUAGCUGCCUUGGCAGAGAUGGUGCUCGUUCCAUUCGACGUUUCGCGUAUGUGGCUUCGAACCCACCCUACCAUCAGCAAAUCCGGAUGGAGUCUUUUGGGACGCGUUGGGGAGAUGCUUCUUGUCGUUUUGGGAACUGGGGAGGGCUGCUGGCGUGUAGUGUAUGUUUACAGCAAGACGGGUAAGUGGCGUGCCCCGAAGAUGAAGGGCCACAAGGGCAAGGAAGGCUGGGGUUUUGCUUGGGAUUGUGUGCGGAGUGUGGCUUAUACUAUGAUCUUGGUGGCGGCUGCAGUAUUAUGCGUGAGGGUAUUGCGAUGGGUGUUCACCGUCGUGCGAGCGGUCUGGUUGCUUGUAAGAGGCGUGCUGUGGGUGGGAAAGGUACUACUUGGUGGAGGCACAGGUUGGUAG
Cyphellophora europaea CBS 101466 is the source of this 3396-nucleotide messenger RNA. RefSeq lists its product as uncharacterized. The transcript has a single exon. The record is from RefSeq and is a predicted model, not a curated record. Bases 1 to 3396 code for a protein of 1131 amino acids. NCBI's taxonomy places the organism in Eukaryota, Fungi, Ascomycota, Eurotiomycetes, Chaetothyriales, Cyphellophoraceae.